Messenger RNA from Austrofundulus limnaeus, 2174 nucleotides. RefSeq lists its product as uncharacterized. Gene Ontology annotation, molecular function: nucleic acid binding. NCBI's taxonomy places the organism in Eukaryota, Metazoa, Chordata, Actinopteri, Cyprinodontiformes, Rivulidae. Gene Ontology annotation, biological process: DNA integration. The record is from RefSeq and is a predicted model, not a curated record.
GUUCAAAGGAUAAGGCUCAACAGCGCCCCCCAGCAGUGGAGAUAUGUUUUUUUCUGAGCAAAAUCUAGCAGAUAUUGCCUCCAGAGGUUCAAGCGCAAGUGAGCUCAUUUCAUCAGACUGGUUCAAAGGGCCACAGUUUCUGUGGAACAAAGAAAUCCCUCCAGCUGCAGAGAUCGACAUGAACUUACCUCUCGGAGGUCCAGAGGUUAAAAGGGUACACGCUCUGAACACACUCAAAACAGAGAUGAAAGAUUUAUCAGACAAGUUGACAAAGUUUUCUUCUUGGAACAAAGCUACUCAAGCCAUUGCUCGACUGAUUCGCUGUGCCAAGAGAGAUAAAACAACAGGACACAGUACAGUACAAGAAAGACAAAACGCACAAUGUGUCAUUCUAAGGGAUGUACAAGCAAGUGAAUAUAAAGAGGAGAUAAAGAUGCUCAAACAUGGAAAGGCACUUUCUCACAAAAACAGACUGUUUCAGAUGGACAUUUUUCUUGAUAGUGAUGGACUCCUUAAGGUGGGAGGAAGGCUCAAGGCUGCUUCUUUCUCAUCCACACUGAAACAUCCAAYGCUAGUUCCAAAAGGUCACCAUGUCACUCAGCUAAUAAUUGCUCAUUUCCACAGUAAAGUGCAACACCAAGGGAAAGGACUGACAAUCAAUGAGAUCAGAUCAAAUGGAAUUUGGAUUCCAAGCAUCAAUAAAGUCAUAGCAAACUUUAUCCACCAAUGUGUAAAGUGUCGCAGACUCAGAAGAGGAACRGAAGAACAAAGAAUGUCUGAUCUCCCAACAGAACGUUUGGAUCCAACGCCGCCAUUUACMUUUUGUGGAAUGGACUGUUUCGGUCCCUUUCUAACCAAACAAGCUCGCAARGUGAAUAAGCGUUAUGGACUUCUUUUUACAUGUCUUUGUUGCAGAGCAGUGCACAUAGAAAUGUUAGACGACAUGACUACAGACGUCUUUAUCAAUGCACUUCGCUGUUUUAUAGCCAUAAGAGGAACGGUCAGUGAGAUUAAGUGUGAUCAAGGAAGCAACUUUGUGGGAGCUAAAAAUGAACUGCAGGAAGCUUUAAAACAAGUGGACUCUAACCGCAUUACUGCAUUUCUGGCCGAGAAACAGUGUGACUUCAAAAUGCAUACACCUCAUUCARGCCAUACAGGAGGUGUAUGGGAGAGGCAAAUCAGAACAGUUCGAAACAUUCUGUGCUCAACYGCUUCACUUUCAUCAGGCAGAAUGGACGACACAUCUUUACGGACAUUCUUUUAUGAAGCAAUGUCGAUUGUGAACAGCAGGCCUCUUACAGUGGACAACYUCAGUGACCCAAACAGCCCAGAACCGUUGACCCCAAAUCACCUGCUCACUAUGAAGUCAAAGGCAGCCCUGCCCCCUCCAGGAAAAUUCAUCAAAGAAGACAUUUAUGCCCGGAAAAGAUGGCGGCAGGUGCAGUACCUGUCAGAGCAGUUUUGGUCACGUUGGAAAAGGGAGUAUCUAGCCAAUAUCGCAAUAAGGCAGAAAUGGCACACACCAAGGAGAAACUUGAAAGUUGGAGAUGUUGUCAUGGAGAAAAUGGACGAUUUACCUCGAAGUGAAUGGAGAUUAGCACGAGUAGUGGACACRACAUCAGACAAUGAUGGACUUGUGAGAAAGGUAAAAAUUCRUUUUGGAGAACGAAGAAUGGUAAAAGGACACUUAUAUGGAAGACCAACCAUUGUUGAACGUCCAGUGCAGAAACUGGUCUUGCUUCUAGAGACUGCUUGACAACUCAUCUUUUCUAUUGAUAAUCUUCACWGAUUAAAGUUUAUGACUUUUGCAUUUAUGGACUACUUUUCAAAGACUAAGGUUAAAGGUCAUUUCUUCAUGGAAAAUCAUUUUUGCUACAUUCCUGGUUGUCAUUUAAGCCCUAAUGAUUUGGUGGGAGUGUAACAGACCUGCAAAUGUUUUAUUGUGAAAUUUGUUCUUUAUUUGUUUACUUAAUUUACUAUUGAGGUCGAUGCUUUUAUUUUGAAGGACGUUUUACAGAGCGACGUGCAGGUGCCAUAAAGUAGAACUAACUGUGGUAAAAUGCUGUAAUAAGUUUAACAUGAGCAGAAAACGUGUCUUCCCUGUGACUGAACUGAAGAAGAGAGAAAAUGUCAUCUAUUGAAUAAUUUACAGGUUCUUUAGCACCUGGUUGAUA